AUGGACUACGGCAGUCCCCAAGACAUCCAGGCUUACUACGACGUGUCGUACUAUGGCUUGGGCCCGGAAGCCGAUCAGCCGCGAGCCGGCGAGCCGACUGACCUUCGCUGGUACGUGGCCAGCCAGAGACGUCGCUCGAGCGGUCAGACUCAAGUGUCGAUCUUCUCGGAGGACGAGCUGGACCGCUAUGCCACCAUAAGGUCGUCCGCCGCGCGUCCCGGAGUACCUCCCGGGUCCAACUACGGGGGACUGCGGCGCAAGUCUACCAACCUGGACAGGUACGUGAACCUGAGCGAAAGUGUGAACACGGUCACCGACUUGUCCGCGGUGUCCGAACAGCUUCUUCAGCUGUCCCAGCUGCAACUGCCACGCUACGUACCGCACCUGGCCCAGAUACCCGAGAUGACACCGCUGAGCGCAGAGCUGGCGCAGAGCAAAGACGCGACGGCGGCGUUCACCGAAACUGCGGCUCCACCGCCAACGCCGGUGCCUAUUCGAGUGCCGAAGGCGCCGGUGCCACACGUGGAAUCGCCCAUCAUCGUGGCAUCGGCGUUCGAGCAAAAAUCCGCAUAUUCUGGGAAAUGGACGCAACCUAACGUGUUCUCCCACUCGGCGAGUACGGUGAGGUCGGAUCCGGAAGAUAUCAACAAAGCGGCCGUCUCUAACGCAUUCAGGUCGAAAAAAAUGUUCCGCUCCGACGAGUGCGGAGAUCGCAACUGGGCGGUGCUGAGGCAAGACGCGACUGUGCACUCCCUGCCAGCAACCAGCGUCGAUGAGUUGGACGCCGUCCCGUUGCAAAAAACUAAGCCAGCCGAAAUGUCCUGUCCUGCCACAGUUGCCCGAGAAAAGACUGUUCCACAGCUACCGCCAGAAGAGUCUCUUCCAGAGCCACCGCAAGAAGAAUUUCUUCCACAGCUACCGCCGGAAGAGUUUCUGCCACAGUCACCGCCACUGAUCGGGAGUCCAUCCGACAGCUCUCAGCCUUCUGGAUCAUCAUCGGGAACGUCAUCGUCGGAGUCGUCGGGAUCGUCGAGCUACUCUUCGGAUUACGAAAGCGACACUUCGCAAUCCAUUUCCGCUUUCGGGGGCACAGUGUCUAAAUCCACCCGCGCUUCUUACAACGAGAAGCCUCCCGCUUCCAUCGCGGGAACGCCUUCUUCGGUGCCCAGGACGGUGUCGUCGACCACCAUGACCUACACCGCCGCGAAAUCCCCAGACACAACGGUGUCAUACGCGUCGAAGCAUUCUCCAGAAGUAUCGAAGAAGUCCGGGGGGCACCGGUCGUCGGCGAGGACUCCACCUUCUCAAGCGAGGACGCCUGCAGAAUUACUACGUUCUAAGUCGAAAACACCUCCGUCCAUCGCAGCCACGAUGAUACGCACCAGCUUUCGCUCGCGAUCAAAAACACCCGCAUCGAGCGCGAAGACACGUUCUUCGCCGAGAUCGCUCUCGAAGACACCGACGUCCAUAGCCAAGACAACUCCAAUAUCCACGAGGCCACCAACACCGGCAAACCCUACUCCUCCGCCGUCGCCAAAGACACCGACCUCCAUACUAAGGUCGCCUCAGCGAUCUUCGGCUAAGACAAUCGCGUCACAGCUCCAGGCUAUCGCUGCUGAAGACCAGGAACAGAUGAUUGAAUCUAUGAUACGCGAGUCGUUUAUCAAAACAUCUGAGUACGCGCUGCCAGUGCAUAUAUCGCAGCGAGGUAGCGAAGGCGAAAGAAAUCCAGAAGUGGACAAUGACGGCUUUCACAGCCAGCGAACCAUCAACAGUCAGGAAUCGAGGCUGCCUUCUGUUAUUCAACACUUCAGUCAGAAUAUGGAAAACAAUAACCGCGUGAGCUCGGGUCGCUUUCAGUCGGUCAUCAAGCAAACCUCGUACUUGCCUUCGCGUCAUUCGCUGAGUCAUGAAGAGGCUGUCACACCAAAGCUGAACCCUCACAGCGAUGCGCUUAUCCGACACGGAGUGGCGCAAGUGGUCAGGGUUCCGGUCACGUCAGUGUCCGUGCCUGUUGCAAAGGGUGCUCGGGCCACCAAAGAAUACUCCAUGGACGUUUCGUCCGUUUCCCGACUGACGCGACCAACGGCGGCUGCACCGAUGUCAGCGAGCUUCGUGCACUCCGUGGACACGUACGCCCAACCGAUAAGAGAAAGCCGGAGGCAUUUGCAGAAGCCGACGUCUACUCAGACGUCAACCAAGAGGAAGUCGCGUUCAUCCAAGGCCAUUCAACACCCCGAUCAAACAGAAUACAUCAAGCUCCCUCUUCCGGAAGGAGCACUUGAUUCUUCAAACUUCCAGUCAAGCGAGGGGUCUAGCGGCCGACCGCGCAUGAACCCUUCGAAGGACAGAGCCAAAACGGAUGGCUCGAUGCUCAUGCAUCUCUGCGUCGCCAUCAACGUGAUCCUGUUUAGUGCGCUUAGUGGCAUAGUGUUUGCGUAUUUUUUGCACAUGGGCACGAUAAGGAAGGUGUAG
Molecule: messenger RNA, 2475 nt
Organism: Rhipicephalus sanguineus (brown dog tick)
Lineage: Eukaryota; Metazoa; Arthropoda; Arachnida; Ixodida; Ixodidae
Exons: 1
Coding region: 1-2475 (824 amino acids)
Source: RefSeq, a predicted model, not a curated record